Messenger RNA from Kwoniella botswanensis, 204 nucleotides. RefSeq lists its product as uncharacterized. Bases 1 to 204 code for a protein of 67 amino acids. The transcript is spliced from 3 exons. Lineage: Eukaryota; Fungi; Basidiomycota; Tremellomycetes; Tremellales; Cryptococcaceae. The record is from RefSeq and is a predicted model, not a curated record.
AUGUUUCCAGCUUACGGUACAAUGAUGAGUCCAUACUAUGCCGGUGGACUCGGUGUUCCAUAUAUGAUGGGUGGUUACGGCGGUAUGGGAUACGGUCUCGGUGCUGGAAUGUACGGUAUGGGUAUGGGAAUGGGUUACCCAUAUGGAAUGAUCGCUACGAAUCCUUACGCGUAUAGUCAAUAUGUGAGUACCUACAGACCAUGA